GUCUUAAGUAAAUCCGACCCGAUACUGACGGAUCCCAGGGUGAUAUCCGACCGCUUGAUUGUACUGUGGACAUCACCCUGAUGGAUCUCCGGGUGAUUCAGUCGGUCCGCGUGGAUGCAUACCCCUCAAGCGAAUCUCUCCCUUUCUUGAUUCCCUCUCGCCUUCGAACGCUCUGCAAGACAACAAAUACAACUCCCUCUCUUUCGGCCCUAUAAAACCACCCCCCAAACCCCCAGACGAGUUCCUCACCUUCUUCCUCCUUCCACUUCGAAGCUGAAUCGAGCGUGCGGUGCCAUUAAGCGAAAAUGUUGACUAUACGAGAGAUCGUGCAGCUGAAGCAGGUGAUUCGGCAGUGGCGGCAGCGGCUGUCCUGUCAACCAGGGGAAGUGGCGACGGUCCCCGCUGGGUACGUGCCGCUGUACGUCGGGCUGGAAGGGAAGCGCUUCGUGGUGCCGGCCCGGUUCUUGAAAUUGCCGGUCUUCGUGGACCUACUGAAGCGGGCGGAGGUGGAGUACGGGUUUGAGCAGGCCGGCGGCCUCGCCAUCCCCUGCGACUCGGACUUCUUCCAGUGGGUCGUGGACGCGCUCCGCCGAAACCAGGCCUCGUUCGGGCAGCUCAGCUUCGACGAGCUCCACGACCUCUUCUCCCGCCACUGCGACGCCGGCCCCUGCAAUGCCACCACCCCCGCGGCUUGAGUUUGAUUGUUGUUCGUUAUGCAUUGUUGUUAUGUGUCUUCUUUUCCUUUUACAGGGAAAUGUAAUGAUAGAUAUGCCAAUUAAA
Messenger RNA from Musa acuminata subsp. malaccensis (wild Malaysian banana), 780 nucleotides. Its product is annotated as auxin-responsive protein SAUR71-like. The record is from RefSeq and is a predicted model, not a curated record. Lineage: Eukaryota; Viridiplantae; Streptophyta; Magnoliopsida; Zingiberales; Musaceae. Gene Ontology annotation, biological process: response to auxin.